This is a messenger RNA of Halichondria panicea, 619 nucleotides long. Its product is annotated as probable RNA-binding protein EIF1AD. Gene Ontology annotation, molecular function: RNA binding; translation initiation factor activity. The transcript is spliced from 4 exons. Lineage: Eukaryota; Metazoa; Porifera; Demospongiae; Suberitida; Halichondriidae. Gene Ontology annotation, biological process: translational initiation. The record is from RefSeq and is a predicted model, not a curated record. Gene Ontology annotation, cellular component: nucleus. Bases 77 to 547 code for a protein of 156 amino acids.
UUUUAUACAUAUGAAGGGCGUGGUCUCAAGUUUAUGAGGAGAAAAAUAUUAAUGGGUUCUAAACAAUUGUGAUCAGAUGUCCAAGGCAACCAAGAGAAAGCAUGUCACUAAGGAGGUCCUAGAAGAGUAUGCAUCUCCAGUGGGAAAUCAGAGUAUAGUCAAGGUGGUCGGUGGACGAGGUAACAACUUGCACGAGGUGGAAACCGUGGACGGAGAAUCCUACCUUGUAUCAAUGCCCACUAAAUUCCGAAGAAAUGUGUGGAUAAAGAGAGGAGACUUCGUUAUCGUGGAACCUAUUGGUGAAGGGGUGAGAGUUCAAGCGGAAAUUAUUAAUAUUUUGUACCCUAAGCAAAUUAAGGAGCUCGUUAAAGAUGGUGUAUGGCCAGCAAAGUUUGCUCGUACUCCGUCCCCCCCACAAGUGCCCCCAUCACGACACUCAGAGGAAUCAUCGGAUGAUUAUGACGACGAGUUGUUUGUGAACACUAAUAGACCUUGUGUUGAGAGCGAUGACACAGACUCUGAAUCAGACAGCAACAAUGAAUCAUAAUUUUUGUGCGUUUUAUGUGUUUCUGGUGAUCCAUCUGCGACUAUAAUUUUCUAUAAUUUUUUCUGGUUGUGA